Molecule: messenger RNA, 2961 nt
Organism: Anopheles stephensi (Asian malaria mosquito)
Lineage: Eukaryota; Metazoa; Arthropoda; Insecta; Diptera; Culicidae
Gene: Papss
Product: bifunctional 3'-phosphoadenosine 5'-phosphosulfate synthase
Exons: 4
Coding region: 770-2755 (661 amino acids)
Biological process (GO): 3'-phosphoadenosine 5'-phosphosulfate biosynthetic process; sulfate assimilation
Molecular function (GO): ATP binding; adenylylsulfate kinase activity; sulfate adenylyltransferase (ATP) activity
Source: RefSeq, a predicted model, not a curated record
CGUACUCGUACGUUGGAGCUUGCGCAUUAUCGCACUCCAGUCGGGCAGCGUGAAAGCGUACGCACUUGCGGCUUGUGUGCGAGCGCGCGCGCGCGAGAGAGAGCUUUGGCCGUAUCUGGUGUGGAGUCGUAGAAGGGUUUUGGUCGGUACUAACUAACGGUGGGCUUUCAUAAAUACGCUCCAUCAUUUGCGCGAGGGGCUCACUACGCGCACAUCAUUCGCCCCGAACUUGCCACGUCUCGAUCAAUCGGGCCGGCCGUGCUGGUGUUAGUUUUUCUACGGAAGUGACGAUAGAUUGGUGCGGAAAACGUGACGCUGUGUGUUCACAUAGACGGGGCAAAAAAGUGGGAAUGUAAAUAAAGGUUAUUCCAGGCAAGUGCCACAACAAACUUUACCACAACCGGGAACCCCUAAAGCCACAACAAUAAUACAGAACGUCGGUGAAGUGUGAUCGACGCGCGUCGCGAUCGCGGUUCGGCAGCUCGGUUGGGGCGCAACAAACUUUCUCCCCGGCCAUUGGACACGGCGCGGGAAGCUAUAAGAGCGAUGAUCUUCAACGACACUGUUGGUGGUGCAUAAUCGUCGCAAAAACGGGUAUCGUCGGCCAGCGCAGCCUCACCGAGCGUCAUUGUAGAUCGAUCGACCGUCGUGAUCGGAUCGGUGGACGCAGUGCAGUGUCUCGAAAGUUAGUACACAUUGGGACAUUUCGAGAAGUAGUUGAGUGAUAAUCGAGCACCACGGACACACCAGUGAGCAGAAGCAAAAAAAAAUGUUUGUGAAGCGCAGAAAAGUGGCCAACUUUAAUAACAACUCCUUCCUGGGCAACUCCAACUACGAAAAUGGAGAUACGACGAAGGCAAAGGUACGCUGCGGCAAGCAUAAGGACUGUGCCGGUAAUGUUUCCGCCGAGUGUCUGCAGGUGGCGACGAACGUGACGGAACAGAAGCACAAUGUGUCACGCGAAGUGCGGGGCCAAAAUCUUGGCCUGUGUCGUGGCUUCCGCGGCUGCACGGUGUGGCUGACGGGGCUGAGCGGUGCCGGCAAGACGUCGAUCGCGUUCGAGCUGGAAGCGUACCUCGUCUCCAAAGGCAUCCCUGCGUACGGGCUCGAUGGCGACAACAUUCGCACCGGGUUGAACAAAAACCUGGGCUUCUCGCAGGUGGACCGGGAGGAAAACAUUCGGCGCGUGGCCGAGGUGGCGAAACUGUUUGCCGACAGUGGUGUCGUGUCGAUCUGCAGCUUCGUCUCGCCGUUCGCCGAGGAUCGGGAGAUGGCGCGCAAGAUUCACAAGGACGCCGACUUGAAGUUCUUCGAGAUCUACAUCGACACGCCGCUGGAGGUUUGCGAGACGCGCGACACCAAGGGCCUGUACAAGAAGGCCCGCCAGGGUGUGAUCCAGGGCUUUACGGGCGUGACGCAAGCGUACGAAGCGCCGGACACACCGGAUUUGCGCGUCAGCACCGAGGGUGUGACGGUGCGUGAAUCGACGCUGAAACUGAUCAGGCUGCUGGAGGACGAAGCGAUCAUACCGAAGUUUAUCAAGGAGGACGAACCGCUGCCCGAGCUGUACGUGGCCGACAGUCUGCGGGCAGCCCUCGAGGCGGAAUCGAAAACGUUGCCCUCGCUGGCGAUUACCGAGGUGGAGCUGCAGUGGCUGCAGAUACUGGCCGAGGGGUGGGCCUCGCCGCUGAAGGGCUUCAUGCGCGAACAGGAGUACCUGCAGGCGCUGCACUUCAACUGUCUGCUGAACGAGGACGAAACGCUGCGCGUCAAUCAGUCCGUCCCGAUAGUGCUGUCGGCGACCGAAUCCGAUAAGCAGCGUCUGGAAGGGGUCAGUGCACUUGCGCUCCACUACGGUGGGCGCGCGGUGGCGGUUAUGCGCCGGCCGGAGUUUUUCUUCCAGCGCAAGGAGGAACGAUGCGCCCGGCAGUUCGGUACGACCAACCGCGAUCAUCCGUACAUCAAGAUGAUCUACGAAUCGGGCGACUAUCUGGUGGGCGGUGAGAUCGAGGUGCUGGAGCGCAUCCAGUGGCACGACGGGCUGGACGCUUAUCGACUAACGCCGAACGAGCUGCGGAAGAAGUUCCGCGAGAUUAAGGCCGACGCCGUGUUCGCCUUCCAGCUGCGCAAUCCAAUCCACAACGGGCACGCGCUGCUGAUGAGCGACUGUCGCCGGCAGCUGUUGGAGCGUGGGUUCAAGAACCCGGUGCUGCUGCUGCAUCCGCUCGGUGGUUGGACGAAGGACGACGACGUGCCGCUGCCGGUGCGGAUGGCACAGCAUCAGGCGGUGCUGGAUUCGGGCGUGCUCGAUCGAGAGCACACCGUGCUGGCCAUCUUCCCCUCGCCCAUGAUGUAUGCCGGACCGACGGAAGUACAGUGGCAUGCAAAGGCCCGAAUGAAUGCGGGCGCGAAUCACUACAUCGUUGGACGCGAUCCUGCCGGUAUGCCCCAUCCGGACAAGACGCUCUACCCCGACGGCAAUCUGUACGACGGAACGCACGGAUCGCGAGUGCUCAAGAUGGCACCCGGCCUGGACAGUAUAGAGAUCCUUCCGUUCCGUGUGGCCGCCUACGACAAAUCAUGCUCGCAGAUGGCGUUCUUCGAUCCGGCCCGCAAACAGGACUUUGAUUUCAUUUCCGGCACCCGAAUGCGAACGCUGGCACGCAACGGAGAAAAUCCACCGAACGGGUUCAUGGAACCGAAGGCGUGGCAGAUUCUGGCCGAGUACUAUCAAUCGCUGCAAAAGUCACAGUAGACCGGUGCGAGCUUCUCAUCGGUUUUGUUUCUCAUUUAAACGUGUUUUCUGUUUGACUGUUUUGUUUUUACGAUUACGAACGCAAGAAGCGAGCUUUGCUUUGCAAAAGCACCCGAAAAGCAUUUCAAUUACCACACUGUACCGAUUGUAAUAAAAAGCCGGAGGCCCAGUGCCGCAACGGUGCGGCACAACUACUACUGAACGCA